CGCGCCCCGCAGAGACACGUUCACAGUGAAACCAAUGAGAGUGAAGGGGAUUUCCCCACCCUUCCUCUACGCCACAGCGAGGCUGCCCUCCACCACCGGCAAUCCCAGUAUGCACCGCGGACAGAGCAGCAAAAAAUAGUCCGCUAACGAAAGGCUGAGAAAAAGGAACCAGAAAAGGAUAGCUCACAAGCUAAAUUCACGAUUUAGAUUGUAUUUACCGCAACUAAAACUGCGAACAUGGCUGACAACGAGAAACUGGACAACCAGCGGCUGAAGAAUUUCAAGAAUAAGGGCCGUGAUUUGGAGACUAUGAGAAGACAGAGGACUGAGGUAGUGGUGGAACUCAGAAAGAACAAAAGAGAUGAGCACCUUCUGAAGAGACGAAAUGUGCCCCAUGAGGACAUCUGUGAGGACUCUGACGUUGACGGAGACUUCCGAUCGCAAAACACUUCCCUUGAAGCAAUAGUACAAAAUGCCACCAGUGAUAAUCAGGGCGUCCAGCUGAGUGCUGUUCAGGCUGCCAGGAAGUUGUUGUCCAGUGACCGUAACCCUCCCAUUGAUGACCUGAUUAAAUCUGGGAUCCUUCCUAUACUGGUCCACUGUCUGGACAGAGAUGAUAACCCGUCUCUCCAGUUCGAGGCAGCCUGGGCUCUCACCAACAUCGCGUCUGGGACCUCGGAGCAGACCCAGGCCGUGGUCCAGUCCAAUGCUGUGCCUCUGUUCCUGAGGCUGCUUCACUCCCCUCACCAGAACGUGUGUGAACAGGCGGUCUGGGCCCUGGGCAACAUCAUAGGUGACGGCCCUCAAUGCAGAGACUACGUGAUCAGCUUGGGCGUGGUGAAGCCCCUGCUCUCUUUCAUCAGUCCCUCCAUCCCCAUCACCUUCCUGCGCAAUGUCACCUGGGUCAUGGUCAAUCUGUGCCGCCAUAAGGACCCUCCACCACCCAUGGAGACCAUCCAGGAGAUUCUGCCGGCGCUCUGUGUGCUGAUCCACCACACUGAUGUCAGCAUCUUGGUAGACACAGUGUGGGCUCUGUCCUAUCUGACGGACGCUGGGAACGAGCAGAUCCAAAUGGUCAUCGACUCUGGCAUCGUCCCUCAUCUGGUCCCUCUGCUCAGUCACCAGGAGGUCAAAGUUCAGACUGCUGCUCUGAGGGCCGUGGGGAACAUAGUGACCGGCACAGAUGAACAGACCCAGGUGGUGCUCAACUGUGACGCUCUCAGCCACUUCCCCGCACUCCUCACACACCCGAAGGAGAAAAUCAACAAGGAGGCAGUGUGGUUCCUGUCCAACAUCACAGCCGGCAACCAGCAGCAGGUGCAGGCUGUCAUCGAUGCCAAGCUCGUCCCCAUGAUCAUCCACCUGCUCGACAAGGGUGACUUUGGCACUCAGAAGGAAGCCGCCUGGGCCAUCAGCAACCUGACAAUAAGUGGCAGGAAAGAUCAGGUGGCGCACCUGAUCGAGAAGCAGGUGAUCCCUCCGUUCUGCAACCUGCUGGUGGUGAAGGACGCUCAGGUGGUGCAGGUGGUCCUCGACGGCCUCAGCAACAUCCUCAAGAUGGCAGACGAUGAGGCCGAAACCAUUGCUAACCUUAUUGAGGAAUGCGGCGGUUUGGAAAAAGUAGAGCAACUGCAGAAUCACGAAAAUGAAGAUAUCUACAAAUUGGCAUACGAAAUUAUUGAUCAAUUCUUCUCUUCUGAUGAUAUUGAUGAAGACACCAGCCUGGUCCCAGAAGCCAUCCAAGGUGGAACUUACGGCUUCAACUCUGCCAACGUGCCAGCCGAGGGAUUCCAGUUCUAGACGGCAUCUGGGGUAUUCUGGAGUUUUGUUCACGAUGCAGCACUCUGUUCAACAUAAAAAAAUUAGGAGAGAAAGAGCGAAAGAGAGCGAGUGUGAGAAAUUUGAUCCAUUGUGCUUGGCUCGUGGGAUCCAUGGCUGCAUCUUAUCUGAGAGAAAAAUGUGUGGAUUUCAUUUGGCCUUCCAGGGCAACCAGCCCAGAUGAAGGUUGAGAUGGCGAGUGGGUGCGAGUGAGAAUGAGUGGCUACAUGUUGCAAAAAAAGCAAAACAUCUACAUCGAAUGCGUUGAGAGACAUGCCGACAUAACUUCUGUGUUAUUGGAGCUGUCGCCUUCGGAAAACUACUUCAAACGACAACAAAAAAACUUGCCCGGGGAGAACCAAGGACAUCCAAAAAUAACAAAUCAAGAGAUCUUGACAUAUUCCGAUACAACCGAAAAUAACUAAUUUUGAACUGAGAUGAACCACGAACCAUCACAAUUCUACGGUCCUCCGAAAAGAGAGGGUGCCACCCUCAACGUGCCCCUCCCCCAAUCGGCCACGCUAUCAGACAUGUGUGUGAAUGGACCCAUUGUGUAUGAAUGUCUGGACUCAGUGCUGAGGAGCCAGGUUCAUCUCCUCCAACGAAACGCCCCGACAGGGCACCAUCCUCUCCCUCUGGUGGGCGGGGCCAGGAGUCCGGCUGCGCGUGUCGCAUGUGCGAGAGAAUGGACGGAUGAGUUGUUGUGUGCUUGGCUGCGUGCGUGACUGGGAGUAUGCAAGACUGGGUGAGAGCGCAUGCAGAGAAAUUCAAUUACAACAUCUGAAGAGAAACAAAAUUGCAACAAUGAAGUUAGCAAAGGUUUCAGGAAAAGAAAUUCUGCCUUUGAAAGAGAGGCUGAUCCACAAAUCCCUGAAAGGAAGAACUUUGGAAAUGAAAAAAAAAAAUCAUCGUCAUCACAAGGAUUCUUUUUCUGUUUUGAAUUAUUGUUAAGUUAGUAUUAAUUGACACUGGACAAUGCUAUUGGCAGGUGUGGAGCAGCAGUGCAUUGUAUUAAGAUGCAUUUGGUGGCUUUUGGGCUUUUUCUUUUUGCCUCCAGUGUGUUCCUUUUUAUGAUAUUUUUUAUUUUCAGCUUUUAGUUUCAUUGCUUCUGUAAAGGUAAUUGACGACGAUGGUAAUCCACCCUCACCUAGGCACCAGACAUGGGCUUGAUGCUGUGAAACUGACACCAUCACUAAUCAAACGACCUGUUCCCGUCACCUCAUUAUUCUCCCCUCAAUCUACAGCAAAACCACUGCUUUGCAGUAUCGUUGCCAUAGCUUUGACUUAUCACAAAGGGAGAAGAGAACAAUGGCCAUUUCACGUAGGAUUGUGAAUCAUAACCUUUGCAUGUACUAAACUAUAGCACAGUUAUUUUUUAGGGUAUUUUAGUUUCCUUAGACUGUGGAUACAGUGUAAUUUUCAUUUUAAGUAAAACUGUGCUUAAAUGUUACAUGUUUCCCUUUCCCUUUCCCUCACUAGUGUCCGAUUUGCUAAAUAAUCUAUGGUUUUGCACAUGUACUGCAAAGUGAGGCCUGAAGGCAUGUUGGUGGCUUUCAUAGGUUUUGACCUGCCAACAACAUCCUACAAUAUGCAUCACUCAACCACAAUCUUUGUUGUCUUUCUAGAGUAAUCCAAUGAUGCUUUUUAGUGAUACUUGAGAAAAAAAUAAGGACUUUAUUUCAGGAGCAGCAGGAAAGGAUCUGCUAAUGUAUCUCAGCUAGACAAAGAGAGGAUUUAGCCUCCUUUUUCUCAAGGUCAAAAGGUGUCCCACACGUCAGACUGGAGUUGUCCAAAGUGGGUUCUCCGGAGUAAUAAAUAACCCAUGAACAAGUUUGCUGUACCUUUUUAGUACCUUGCAGAGUCAUUAGCCCCAUACUACUCUUCCCUCUUAUACCAGCUAGGUGUACAAGCUUACCCUUUCCAUUUUUUGUGUUAACUUCAAACACUGUAGUAAAUGAUUACACAUUGUGCUCAUAAACCUUCUGUUGAACAUAGGGGUCUUUUUUUUGCAGCAUUCCUUGUUAGCAAACAUGUGGUUUCAAAUCUGAAAUUAUGAUAUGGAAGGUAUAAAAAGGUGGUUUGCCCAAAAACCUUUUUGGGAGAUAGGCUACAGGAUAGGUUGUCUUCAAGAAAAUAAAUAGUGAAACCCAAA
Messenger RNA from Gymnodraco acuticeps, 3970 nucleotides. It is a transcript of the gene kpna4, whose product is annotated as karyopherin alpha 4 (importin alpha 3). Gene Ontology annotation, cellular component: cytoplasm; nucleoplasm; nucleus. NCBI's taxonomy places the organism in Eukaryota, Metazoa, Chordata, Actinopteri, Perciformes, Bathydraconidae. Gene Ontology annotation, biological process: NLS-bearing protein import into nucleus. Gene Ontology annotation, molecular function: nuclear import signal receptor activity; protein binding. The transcript is spliced from 17 exons. Bases 238 to 1800 code for a protein of 520 amino acids. The record is from RefSeq and is a predicted model, not a curated record.